Molecule: messenger RNA, 1916 nt
Organism: Colossoma macropomum (tambaqui)
Lineage: Eukaryota; Metazoa; Chordata; Actinopteri; Characiformes; Serrasalmidae
Exons: 4
Coding region: 8-943 (311 amino acids)
Source: RefSeq, a predicted model, not a curated record
AGGAACCAUGUGCUCCAGAUGUGGAGUCCUGUCACUGAUCAUUCUGCUGUUUAUUCCAGUUUCAGGUUCUCUGGGUCAGAGAGUGACCGUGUACUGCAGUCCUCAGACUGUCUGCGCUCUGAGAGAAUCAGCAGUGAACCUGAUCUGCUCUUACUCAACCACCAACAAACCUCAGCAAAGCUUCUGGUUCAGCCCCAAACUAAAGGCUAAAUGGAGGAAUGAGGAAGAUCCAGAGGAUUUAGCUUUAGACUCAGACUACGCAGGACGAGUGAGAUACACUGAUUAUGGGUUCGGCUCUACUCUCACAAUAACGGACCUGAGAGAGAGAGACUCAGGAGAAUAUCAGCUCAUGAUCAUCACAGGAGGAGGAGAGAGAUCUCUCAGCUCAGCAGUCAGACUAACAGUUUCAGACCUGCAGGUGAGGGUGAGUCCUGUCCCUGUAAAUCAGAGAGAACUGACCUGUAUCACGUCCUGCAAUUUGACUUCUACAUCUUUUUACUGGUCUAAAAAUGGAGGAAGAAUCGACAGGAAAUACAGCCAGAGCACUUUGGUUUCAUCCAGCGAUCCUGGCAGUUACUCCUGCUCUGUUAUCACAGGACGCCAUGAAACCUAUUCCAGUGCAGUGUGUGUUUUUGAUGAGAACUGUUGGAAUGUGAGCUACACAGACAGAAGACUGUGUGCUGUGGAGGGAUCAUCAGUGGACUUUCUCUGCACUUACUCACAUCCCAGUCAUCUCACAGUUAAUGAAGCAUUCUGGUAUUACAAGUCUAAAGUGGAGCCGAAGGAUUUGAGUCUGGACGAGCGAUUUUCUGGUCGAGUUCAGUUUCUCGGGGAUAAAGAGGGAAACUGCACUCUGAGAAUGAGAGACGUGAGAAAGAACGACUCUGGAGAAUAUCACUUUAGAUUUGUUACUAACACUGACAGGAGGGGGAUUCUUUGGUAAACCUGGAGUCAUUCUGAAUGUUACAGGUACCUCUCCACACCAAAUCAGUCUAUCCAGGCUCCGCCCACAAUUACAUUCUUUCCUAGCUACUGUUGCUACAUUGGACACAGUUUAUAGAACUGUUAAUAUUUGACAGAAGACUGUUAACAACUGAGUUGUUCCCAACAACUUCUGAUUAGGUUGAAUAAGAUUUUUGCCAGUGUUCUGUAAAGCUUGUCCAGCUCAAUAACAGUAGCUACAAAAGAACACAGUAGUGGGCGGAGCCUGGAUGGUUCAGUUAUGUCUGUUUGUUUCUAAUUUAAUUAUUUUAUUACAGUCUGAAGGAAAGAUCUGCUCUGGACACAUGUCUGGCCUCUUGAUGAAGAGGGUUUGAAUUCUAUAAGUCAUGUGCCAAAGUUUGCGCACCCUUGUAUAGAUGAUGUUUUGUUGAUUUUUUAAGUGAAAAUAUGUUAACAAUCCUCUACAGAGACACACUUCUGCACAUUUUAAAACACAGUUACUUCAUUUGCUGAAUUUAACACAUUGGAAAAAAAAUCAUGAAAUAUAAAACAUGGUCUAUGCAAAUGUUUUGGCACAUUUUAUAUUGUAUUGUGGUUUCUGCCAUAGGUGCACUGCAUGAAGAGCUUAGGGGGUGUAGCCAUGCAAAGUGACUUCUGGGAGGUGCCACACUCCCAGUUGAAGAUGGACGGUUUUGUGUGGUCUAGUUGUAUUUAUUGGAGUAAUUGUGUCUGAGGAAGGUGGGCUUUGUAGUGAACUUGUGGUUAGAAGUGUCUACCCUCCUUGUAUGAUGUGUCUUCCCACUUCACCCCCUUCCUGUGUUUUUUGUUGGGGUAGUGCCAGGCUGGGCAUUUCUAGUCUUUAUAAAGACUUGCAGUUGAAUUGCUUGUUCAUUAAAGAGCAUUUGCUGAGUUAAAGGCGCAGUAUAAGAUUCUGGAGAAUGAUUGUUGAUAUUUAAACUCAACAGCAAAACAAA